Drosophila biarmipes is the source of this 1311-nucleotide messenger RNA. Its product is annotated as homocysteine S-methyltransferase. Gene Ontology annotation, molecular function: S-adenosylmethionine-homocysteine S-methyltransferase activity. NCBI's taxonomy places the organism in Eukaryota, Metazoa, Arthropoda, Insecta, Diptera, Drosophilidae. Bases 183 to 1178 code for a protein of 331 amino acids. The record is from RefSeq and is a predicted model, not a curated record. Gene Ontology annotation, biological process: S-methylmethionine cycle. The transcript has 4 exons.
UGUAAAACACUUAAACGUUUGCCGAGCACCCAGUGCGACAGAUCGUAUCCACCAGUCCGAGAGUUCUGUGAAGAGGAAAACAAGAAGCCUGAUAAGCAGCCAGUCUAGCGGCUAAUAAAGUUGUUAUUGAAUUUAGCGAUUUACAAGAUCUAUAAAUAAGCUUCCAAGCAAACCUUGUAAUCAUGGGACUGACGCGCGUGCUGGUGAAGGAUGGCGGCUUCGGCACCCAGAUGACCGUCCAUGUGGGCAACUCGGUGGACGGGGAUCCGCUGUGGAGUGCCCGAUUCAACGCCACCAACCCGGGGGCCAUCAUCAGCACCCAUCUGGACUUCCUGCAGAAUGGAGCCGAUAUCAUUCUAACCAACACCUAUCAGUCCAGUGUCGAGGGUUACAUGGAGUAUCUGGAGCUGGACGAGGAGCAGAGCAUCGAGCUGAUAAGGAACACGGUUCGUUUGGCACACAUCGCCAAGGAGCGCUAUCUCACCGAGUGCUAUCAGGCCCAGCUGGCGGUUCCAGAAGGCUACCCCUUGAUCAUUGCGUCCAUUGGGCCUUUCGGGGCCCACCUGCACGAUGGCUCCGAGUACACCGGCAGCUAUGCCGACUACGUGCCCGCCAAGGAGAUCACGGAUUGGCAUCGCGUGAGGAUCGAGGCCUGUCUGGAGGCUGGCGUGGACGCACUGGCCAUCGAGACGAUUCCCUGCCAAAUGGAGGCGGAAGCUCUGGUGGAGAUGCUGUGCGACGAUUACCCGGAGGUGAAGUUCUGGGUGGCCUUCCAGUGCAAGGAUGAGAGUACCCUGGCGCACGGCGAGACCUUUGCAGACGCCGCCAAUGCGAUUUGGGACUUAUUGGCCGAACGAAAUGCGCAGGAUAAAUGCCUGGCCAUCGGGGUGAAUUGUGUGCACCCCAAAUUUGUGACCCCACUGUUCAAGAGCUUGAACGGGGAUCGCGAAGUGGACGAGCAGAUUCCCCUGGUGGUUUACCCCAACAGUGGGGAGGUCUACGACGUGGUCAACGGCUGGCAGGGAAGGGAGCACUGCGUUCCCCUGGCGAACUACGUGCCCGAGUGGGCGCAGUUGGGGGCCAAGGUCAUCGGAGGCUGCUGUCGCACCUACGCGAGGGAUAUUCGCCACAUCGGCGAGGCCAUUCGCAACUGGAACAAGCUGAAGAAGCUCUCCUAGAGACGAGCUCCCAAUCUGGGUAUCUCAGUAACUUCGAACAGAACAAAUGCAUUUCAAAUUAGUCGUGUAAAUAGAUCUAGUUAUGUUUUAAGGAAUAUAGUUAUUACUACUAAUAAAGAAAAGACAGACAAAA